CUGUGUAUCGCGAAACUACAGCGGGUACUCUUUUCGUUCGCAAAUACUGGGGAACCAGACCAGAAAACGUGUUUGUUAUGACUUACGCUGGACAAACCGCCUCAUCCGCGUCAAUCUCUACAGAUCUCUUCGGUCCCCAAGACCAAUUCAUAUCAUCAACACAGUAUGGCAUCACAAGAGUUAUCUUGCCAGACACUCGACAGUACACUGCGUCUUCAUGCGUCGUAUUGUCGCGGAGGGUUUGACUUCACUCUGUUAUUCGAAGAGAGUAUACUCACUCUGUUGCCGCUUUGUUUAUUUAUUACAAUUGCACCUUUACGAAUCCUUUAUCUGGUGAGAAAGAGGAGAAAGGUGACACAUGGUGGGUUGUUACCAGUGAAAAUUACAGCAUUUAUAGCUCUGGGAGUGAUCCAAACCAUCCUCAUCAUAUUAUGGGCUCUUCCACCGGCGGAAAGGACUCCGGCCUCAAUUCCAACAGCUGUAAUCACAGUAGCAGGGACAGCUGUCUUUUUUAUCCUCUCGUACACAGAGCACAAGAACUCAGUCCGGCCGUCUAUCAUGCUAAGCAUCUACCUAUUUCUCAGUCUUGCAUUCGACAUACCCAGAGCGAGAACUCUAUGGCUGCGUCGGACAAAUGAUUACAAUGGACUUAUCGCGACUAUGUUCACGGUCACCGUGGGAAUUAAAACGUUAGCCCUCAUACUUGAAGCACUCGAGAAGAGAGGUAUUCUAUUGCCUGAAUACAGGAGCUAUCCACAUGAAGCAACAGCAAGUAUAUGGAAUAGAAGCCUCUUUUGGUGGCUCAAUCCAUUGUUCCGAAAAGGAUUCUCACAGCUUCUGGGCGUCGAUGAUCUAUUCGUUCUCGACAAGCAUCUAGCAUCUGAGCGUAUUGAUAGCACCAUGACAGCUAUGUGGAAUAAUAAAGUAACAAGAAGAAAUCCGCAUUCACUAUUCUUCGUCGCAAUGAACACGUUAAAAUGGCCUUUGUUAGCUGCCGCCACUCCUCGGGCAUUCCUGAUAGCGUUGAACUUCUGCCAGCCUCUGCUGAUAAACAGAACUCUCAUACUGUCAAUACAGGAUGUGACCAGUCAGACAAAUAAUUUCGGAUAUGGCCUGAUUGGUGCAUACGUACUGGUAUAUGGCGGGAUAGCGAUUUUUAUGGGCCAAUAUCAACAUAUAACAUAUCGCGCCAUUACCAUGCUGAGGGGAGCGCUCGUAUCAAUGGUAUACAGAAAGGCGAUUCGACUCAAUGCGAAAGACGUCGACCCCGCUGCUUCCCUCACACUCAUGAGUGCUGAUAUCGAACGGAUUGUCCAAGGCUGGCAGACAAUGCAUGAAAUAUGGGCUAAUAUUAUUGAAGUUUGUGUUGCUAUAUACCUUCUGGAUAUCCAAUUAGGGGUUGCUUGUGCUGUUCCCGUGGGAGUAUCAAUCAUUACUCUAGUGGGUUCCAUGAUCACAAUGUUUCUCGUCGUUUCUCGCCAGGCCAUGUGGCUUGAAGCAAUAGAAAGGCGGGUGUCUUUCACUACCUCCAUGCUUGGAUCCAUGAAAGGUAUCAAAAUGUGUGGCUUGAAACAGGUCCUAUUAUCGAGUCUACAAAGGCUUCGCAUUAGCGAAUUGACUAUCUCCAAGAAGUUUCGAAGACUUCUGAUUUGGAACAUGACUCUAGCAUAUGUGUCUCAAAUAUUCGUCCCCAUAAUCACAUUCGCUGUAUACGUGGCUAUAUCCCCCAAGAGUGGAGGCGACAGUAUCCUCGACACAGCACGGAUAUACACUUCAUUGUCACUCUUUGCACUACUCACGGAUCCCCUGGCGUCGCUGGUAAUGUCAUUGGUAUCAUUCAUGGGAUCUCUUGGUUCUUUUACCAGGAUACAAACUUUCUUGAGCAAAGAAGACUAUAUCGAUCAACGUCAACUGCCAUCGAAAUCUUCGGAAUCCUCAAUCGACAUUUCGGAGCAUUCUAUACCGUCAUUUGGCUCUGAAAAAAUAAGUAUUGGUACAAAGACGUCCGAGAUGAGUCGCUCAAUAAAAGGUAAUCUGAGAGAACUCUAUAAUGACGCAGUCACUGUGCAUGACGGUCACUUCGGAUGGGAUCUCGGAGAACCUAUUCUGAAAUCAAUAAAUAUUGUAAUUCCUCGAGAAAAAUUCGCCAUUUUGGUUGGCCCCGUCGGAUGCGGCAAAUCUACCUUGCUUAAAGCUUUCCUUGGCGAGGUCGCCUGUUUGGAAGGGACUGUACAGCUUUCCUCGGAGAAUAUCGCAUACUGUGACCAAAGUCCAUGGCAUCUAAAUGAGACUAUCCAGAAAAGUAUAGCUGCAGUGUCUCCAUUUGACCCGGCCUGGUAUACCACUGUCAUUAGGUCGUGCGCACUGGAGGAAGAUAUCCGCCUGCUACCUGCUGGAGAUCAAACGAUAAUCGGAAGCAGGGGGGUUGCACUUAGUGGGGGACAAAGACAGCGAAUCGCGCUAGCAAGGGCCGUAUAUUCGAGACGGGAGAUCGUCAUCCUUGAUGAUUCGUUUAGCGGGCUUGAUGCGGCCACAGAGAAUCAAAUAUUUCAUAGCCUAAUAGGUAAAGAUGGGCUGCUACGCCGAUCUCGAUCGACCGUUAUCUUAGCCUCCAGCUCAGCGAAACGUAUUCCGUACGCCGAUCAUAUCAUCGUCUUAGAUACAGGAGGCCGUAUUAAAGAGCAAGGACAAUUUCACGCCCUUAAUGCGUCAGGUGGCUAUGUAUCGAGCUUUGAGCUACCUCCUGCUGAAUGGGACUAUAAACCUGAGAAGCGCUCAAAGUCAAAAUUGCUAUCAAAUGCCAGUUCCUCGCCGAUUGCAGCGAAAACGGAACAGAGCAUCGAAGCAGAAGCCAACAAGAAAACAGGAGAUAUCGCAGUUUAUCUUUACUACAUUAAGAGCAUAGGAAAGCUCGGGGCUUUAAUAUUUGCUAUCUUCAUAAGCGCAUUUGUCUUCUGCAUUUCGUUUCCAAGCAUAUGGGUAAAAUGGUGGGCAAUUUCGAACAUAGAAGAGCCAGGGAAACACCUCGCUUACUACCUUGGAAUAUAUGCUAUGCUUGGUGUGUUGGCGCUUGGCUCUCUGGUCAUCGCGUGCUGGCAAAUUAUAAUCACAAUGGUUCCUAGAUCAGGAGAGCAUUUCCAUUGGACUUUGCUGAAUACUGUUCUGAGCGCUCCUACAACAUUCUUCUCAACUACAGAUAUCGGCGUCACGCUUAACAGGUUUAGCCAGGACUUGCAGCUUAUAGAUAUGGAGCUGCCUGUCGUUGCUCUUAACACAUUUGCAACCUUUGUCCUUUGCAUUGCGCAAAUGACUCUCAUUGGAGUAUCAUCACCAUACACGGCUAUCUCAUUUCCCGCAGUACUAGCUAUUCUAUACUUCUGUCAAAAAGUCUACUUGCGAACCUCCCGCCAGCUACGUUUUAUGGAUCUUGAGUCAAAGGCUCCACUAUAUUCUCACUUUGCUGAAUCUCUUUGCGGACUCCUCACCCUAAGAGCGUUCGGAUGGCAACAGGCUAUGGAACGAAAGAACCACCAACUCCUCGAUAGGUCUCAAAGACCGUUUUAUCUUCUCUUUGCUGUUCAACGCUGGCUGACAUUGGUCUUGGAUCUAAUGGUCGCUGGCAUAGCAACCCUCUUGAUAAUCCUCGUUGUAGAGCUACGCCCUGAUCUUAGUGCUGGCUUCGUUGGUGUUGCACUUUUGAACGUCAUAAUGUUCAGCCAAAGCAUCAAGCUACUGGUAACAUACUGGACAAACCUGGAGACACAUAUUGGAGCCGUUGCUCGUGUGAAGGUUUUCAGCGAAAGCGUCAAGUCAGAAGACCUACCAACAGAGAAUGGCCCAGUUCCAACAUAUUGGCCCUCAAAUGGUAGCAUUGAAUUCAAAGAUGUCUCAGCAGCUUAUACACCAGACGAGCUUGUACUCCGCAAUAUAUCUUUUUCUAUACAGACGGGUGAGAAGAUUGGGAUUUGCGGAAGGACCGGGAGCGGUAAGAGCUCUCUGGUCCUGUCUCUAUUCCGCAUGAUUGAGCUAUCUUCCGGCACAAUAACCAUCGAUGGUAUUGAUAUUUCCACCAUACCCCGCCAGGAGAUCCGUUCUCGCAUCAUCGGUGUUUGUCAAGAUCCAUUUCUAAUUAAAGGAACUGUACGACUAAACGCCGACCCUACAGGAUUGUGUUCAGAAAAUGCCAUAAUUAAUGCCCUGGAAAGCGUACAGUUGAUGUCUGUAAUUCAGGAGAAAGGCGACUUGGACACAGAUAUAGAUGAGCUUUUCCUCUCACAUGGCCAGAAACAGCUAUUCUGCCUAGCACGAGCAAUGUUGCGUCCGAGCACAAUUCUAAUCCUUGAUGAGGCAACCAGCAACAUCGACAGCAAGACUGAGAACAUUAUGCAGCGUAUCAUCCGUGAGAAUUUUGCGAAUCAUACCAUCAUAACAGUUGCGCAUAAAUUAGAUACUAUCCUUGACUACGACAAGAUCGCUAUGCUUGAGGCAGGCCGACUUAUUGCGUUCGACGAUCCGUAUACAUUGUUGUCCACAGACUCUGCUUUCAGCAGAUUCUAUGCAAACGCUGCUGCCGAGGAGUCAGAUUAGGAAGAGAUGGACUGACCUCGUAAUUACAUACGAGACUCGAUCAAUGGCCUGGUUCUUCCAGGGUUAAUGCUACGCGGACGGUGUAGUCCCAUCAAAGCACAAAAACAAAAAGAGCAGUAAAUUGCAUGACGAAGGACAUGAAUAGUUUAACGCAAAUGCCUCUCAUUUUCUUAUAUGCUUUCUGGUUGAAUUUAUGUUUCUAUGUCCUAUUAUGAUUUAAGCUACUGAAAACAAAUUGAAACUCUGAAGUUCGGGU
Messenger RNA from Paecilomyces variotii, 4843 nucleotides. RefSeq names its product putative ABC multidrug transporter. Bases 166 to 4587 code for a protein of 1473 amino acids. Gene Ontology annotation, cellular component: membrane. The record is from RefSeq and is a predicted model, not a curated record. Gene Ontology annotation, molecular function: ATP binding; ABC-type transporter activity; ATP hydrolysis activity. The transcript has 15 exons. Lineage: Eukaryota; Fungi; Ascomycota; Eurotiomycetes; Eurotiales; Thermoascaceae. Gene Ontology annotation, biological process: transmembrane transport.